This is a messenger RNA of Mytilus trossulus (common blue mussel), 3041 nucleotides long. RefSeq lists its product as uncharacterized. The transcript is spliced from 3 exons. Lineage: Eukaryota; Metazoa; Mollusca; Bivalvia; Mytilida; Mytilidae. The record is from RefSeq and is a predicted model, not a curated record. The coding region runs from base 83 to 2386 and encodes 767 amino acids.
CUUUUUCAUGAAAUGAUAGAGGUGGUAAAGGUAGCAUGCAGUUACGACUGUCAAUGAUCCUCAACUGAAGAAAAUAAUCAUCAUGGACAAAAAUAACAGUAACCAAGAACAUGACGACGAUAAAAAUGUUUAUGGAAUGAGAAAAAUUACAUACUUGGAAAAAUAUGGGGUUAAACACUUUCCCUACCGUGGAAGGCGCAAAUACGCACCAUCAAUUUACCAAUCAGAAGACGGAGGAAUGUUCAUCUCAAACGAUAUUUUCGGAUUGACAAUCCAACAGUUUGAACGAACGUAUAACGAUUGCCUCCAAAGAAGGAAAACACAUGAACAGUGGAUACUAAACCUUAGAUAUCCUGACAAAUCUUCAAAUAAAUAUCUGGAAUACUUACAGGAUUGUACAGACUGUAAUAAAGAACACCUUCUCUGGCCUGAAAACGAAUCUAAAGAAAAAGAAUUAUUUGAACUUUUAGUAAAGACAGUUGGUACUGAAAUAGAUAUACGUACUAGACAAAGAUUAUUUAUUAUACAUGAUAUGCUUUAUAAUGCAUUUAAUGGUCACACACAAAUAUCGAGUGGAAGUUUGGCAGAAGGAAUAGAUUUGCCAGGAAGCGACAAAGAUGUAAUGUAUGUUCUCACUGAAGCAGAUGUCAUCCGGAAUGUACGAAAUACUAAAUAUGUCAUAACGGCAAAACUAAAAUGUAAAUACCCGAUUCAACAUUCCAUAUUCGUAAUGGAGACAGAUAUAAACCAUCCUGGAUUUACAAGACUGAGAUUUAUAGCCGCAGGGGAUGAAAAAAGUCACAAUAUUUCACCUGAAAGCUUUGAAAGUACUUCACACGGUUUAUAUUUAUCAGUUGGUGAAUUUCUAAAUGGUAUAAAGAAACAAAAUCCACAUCAUCACCUUGUAAUACACGGCCCUUGUCUGUCAUUUACACAUCAAAAUGAGGAUGUUGCAUUUUGCCUACGAAGCAAAUAUUUACCUUACAACGCAAUUUCAUGGACAAUGCGUCAUCGAAGGCAAUGGCCCCCUACUUUUGUGAUUGACAAAAUCAAACAAUACGGAUGUUUGCUAGUACCUAUAGGGCCGAAGCAUGUGUCAGAUUCUAAUAUUUUAUGGAGAUUGUCUUUUUCUGUGGCAGAAAAACAACUUGUGCAUUCGUUUAAUUUUACUCAAUUAUUAUGUUACGGUCUUCUCAAAAUAACCUUAAAGCGUAUCGUUAACAUAAAAAAUUAUUUCAAAGAGUUAUUGUGUUCUUACUUUAUGAAGACGGCUUUAUUCUGGGUCUCAGAGGAAGUGGAUAUUGACACAUUUCAAAUACCUAAAUUGUUUACUUGUUUUUUUCUCUGCUUAGAAAAAUUAACAUCAUGGGUCAAAAACUGUUACUGUCCAAAUUAUUUCAUACCUGAACACAACAUGUUCCUAGAAAAGAUCACCCCGAAUAACAAUAAAAUGCUACUACGUGUGCUGAACACCAUACAAGUUGGCGGAAUCGACAGAUUGACGAGGAAUUUAUUUCCGCUUAACUCUGUUUUAAUAAGUACAAAGAAAGAAUCUUCGUUCAUAAAACUUGACUUCUUAUACUUCAGGAUUUAUAGAAGUAAGGAUGUGCAUGACUUUAAAGAGUGUUAUGAAGUAAUGGCACUUACUCAAUCUUUAAUUAGGUCAGAAUCGUCCACGUUUAUUAUUGAUGUAUGUAAACAUGUGCAUGCUAUUUACAGUCAAUUUGCAGUGCAACUUCUACCUUCACCAAACAUGAUACCUAAAAUGUACAAACUGUAUCAUAAACAUUUACAAGACUGUAUCAAGACAGAUGCUGUAUCGGGUUGGUUGUUAUAUGCUUCCUUUUAUUAUGGCACAGGACAGUUCAGAAUAACACUCAAACUGAUAGAUUAUGUUCUAUCAAGAUCUUCACCGAAUAUGGUGCCUAAAUUAAGUAGCUUUAGUGAAGAGCUUGUAGACCGUUACAGACAAAAUGUGCAUCCCAAAAUGACAUUAGUUGAAAAAAUGAAGAUAGCGAUUGUAAGAAAUGUUGAUUACUUGCAACACUCAUCGUUGAUUCCAGUAGAACUACAGCUUGAGGUGAAAGAUAGUCCAAUUAGUAUAUCGUCCAUUGUAAUGUCUCACUGUCUUAGAUUUCUAUCCUAUCAUCAUCUUAAUAAGGUUCGCAAUAAACAACAGGCUUUACGUGAUUUAAACGCAACAGUAAAAGAAGAAUGUGCCAAAGACUCCACCAGAUCAUCUGAUUUAUUAACAGUACUUGGAGUAUGUGUGGAAUUGUCAGGAGAUAAAAACUUAGCCUAUGAGUGUUUUCAAAAGGCUUUACGAUGCAACUUUAUGAUAUGUUCUUCAGCAAGAAUUCGCAUGUCAAAACUUUUUGACGUAUAAUAUAAGUUUCGUCGUAGUUUCGAAAAAGUCUUAUCGAAAUAUCAAUAUGAAACGGUUAUAGAGUAAAUGACGACCGUGCAACGUGGACAUUCAGGAAUCUAACGUAUCAACUAAUAGAUGUUAGCGUUCUUAUGGGGCAAUUACAUUAUAUAAUACUGCUGUGAAACAGGAAGUUGACAAUUGGAAAGUUAUAUAACUCAUACUUCAAAUAUAAUUAAUGAUCAUAGUUCAUUUAUCUAACAGGAGCAAUUCAACAAGGGACAACCAAAACUCAUAAGUCAAAGAGAAAAAAACAAUGUCAAAUAAAAAUCGAAACAAGACGAAAUGACAAUACUAUGGAUUCAUUAUUAUUCGUUGGAUACUAAUUUUCGUAGAUUUCGUGGAUACAGGCAAACCACGAAAUUAAAAAUUCAACGAAUGACAAAUUUUCUAUAGGCUUAUAUGCAAACCUUGCCAAAACCACAAAGUUACAUAUCCACGAACAUAAGAGUUUUCCUUUCUACACAAAAAUUGGUACCCACGAAAAUAAAUGAACCCACAGUAUUGGCAAAUAUCUGCAUACCUCAUUUCACCCACAAAUAUUGGUACCACAACCUAUCAAUAAAUUGACACUGUAUUUCAAAUCUGCACGCACCACGUGAUAUAAUAUCCAACU